This is a messenger RNA of Aspergillus puulaauensis, 741 nucleotides long. Its product is annotated as alpha/beta hydrolase. The record is from RefSeq and is a predicted model, not a curated record. The transcript is spliced from 2 exons. Lineage: Eukaryota; Fungi; Ascomycota; Eurotiomycetes; Eurotiales; Aspergillaceae. The coding region runs from base 1 to 741 and encodes 246 amino acids.
AUGGCUGCCAAACCCACUAUCGUCUUCUCAAUCGGUGCAUGGCUCUUGCCGCCUGCAUUCAGCACCAUCCAGGACAAACUCGCCGAACGAGGGAUCCCAUCCGAAGCACCCGCGCACCCGUCCAUCGGCGCAGAGCCACCGAACAAGACCCUCUACGAUGACGUCGCUUCGUUCAAGACCGUCCUGACACAGCUGGUAGAAGAGCAGGGGAAAGACGUCGUGGUUGUUGGGCAUUCAUACGGCGGUGUUGUUGCUUCAGGCGCUGUUGAAGGGCUAGCCAAGGACGCUCGGAAAGCAGCUGGGAAAGAGGGCGGCGUUAUACGGAUUGUCUAUAUGGCUGCCUUUGCAUUAGACAAGGGGCAGAGUCUUUUGGAUAUGCUGGGUGGGCAGCCUCUACCCUGGAUGGAGGUUGAUGGCGACUAUGUCCGCUGCAAUGGCGGCGCAGAGAUAGCGCUGCAUGACUUGCCUGUCGAAAUCCAGAAACAAGCCGAGUCGGAGCUUGUGCAUACAUCGCGCGAGGUCUUUUCAGGGGCUGCUACCUAUGAACCGUGGCACGAUAUCCCGUCGGCGUAUAUCAUUACGGAGGAGGACCGCGGACUCCCGCUGCAGAUCCAGGAACUGUUGUCGGCGAAACUGGGGACGGAGGUCGUGUAUCGGAUUAAAAGCUCGCAUUCGCCGUUUUUGAGUAUGCCUGAUAGACUGGCGGAGAUUUUGGAGGAGAUUUCUGGGAAGUCUUCGUAG